GCGGGACUAGUUGAAUUUUGGGUUGAACCGUGGAGCAGAAGGCGUUAGGCAUGUCUCGAGAGUGGUGACGCGUUAGUUACAAGGUGGGUGCCAGCCGCAGAGGAAUCCUUCCUUGUAAAGUAAUAAGUAAAGCAAAAGACGGUAGCCUGCAUAGCUUGAUGGUGGUGCAGGUCCGUUUCUCUCAAUUGAGACACUGUUUACUACCACAAAGAAACAGGGUUACGUUUUCGCAUCGGGAUUUGGGAUCGAGAUGUGGGUGUUCUACCUGAUCUCGCUUCCGCUCACGACGGGCUUGGUCCUCUUCACUCUCAACUACUUCGCCGCCCCUCACGUCCCUCGCUACGUCCUCUUCACCGUCGCUUACACCUGGUUCUCUUCCCUCUCCAUCAUCGUCCUCGUCCCCGCUGAUAUCUGGGCCACCAUAUCUUCCCGCCAUGAUAUUGCUCCCAUUUCCUUCUUCUGGAGCUGGUCUUAUUGGAGCACCUUUCUCCUUACCUGGGCCGUCGUGCCCCUUAUUCAGGGUUUUGAAGAUGCUGGGGACUUCACAGUGUCUCAGCGAUUGAAGACUAGUGUCCAUGUUAACUUGGUCUUCUAUCUAAUUGUUGGAACCAUUGGCCUCGUAGGACUUAUUCUUCUCAUUAUGAUGCACAAGAAAUGGCAUGGAGGUCUUUUGGGAUUUGCCAUGGCCUGCUCAAAUACCUUUGGACUAGUUACAGGUGCAUUUCUUCUUGGCUUUGGUCUAAGUGAAAUUCCCAAAAGUGUUUGGAGACAUGCUGACUGGACAAUCCGCCAGAAAGUUCUCUCCCACAAGAUUGCCAAAAUGGCUGUCGAACUUGAUAAUGCUCAUCAAGAACUUUCAAAUGCUAUUGUUGUUGCCCAAGCAACGUCCAACCAGAUAUCCAAGCGUGAUCCAUUGAGACCUUACAUGGAUGUCAUUGAUAAUAUGCUAGCCCAAUUGUUUAGGGAAGACCCAUCGUUCAAACCACAAGGUGGCCAAUUAGGGGAAAAUGAUAUGGACUAUGAUACUGAUGAGAAGUCAAUGGCAACACUUAGACGUCAUCUUCGGGGAGCUACUGAGGAGUACUACAGAUAUAAAAGUGAGUAUAUGACUUAUGUACUGGAAGCCCUUGAGUUGGAAGAUACGAUAAAGAAUUACGAACGCUGCAACUCAACCGGAUGGAAAUAUGUUUCAAGCUUUAAAUCUUCUAGGACUGGCAAGUUAGGAUCUCUAGUUGAUACUUUAGAAUUUUUAUGGCGAUGCAUUUUAAGAAAACAAGUAGAGAGGGGCUUGGCUGUUGUAUUUGGUAUCAUGUCUGUUGCAAUUCUUUUAGCAGAGGCAACUCUUCUACCUAGUGUUGAUCUAUCUCUUUUUUCAAUUCUUAUCAAAUCUGUUGGAACACAGGAGAUGCUUGUGCAGGUGUUUGCUUUUGUCCCUCUCAUGUACAUGUGCAUCUGCACAUACUACUCCUUGUUCAAAAUUGGAAUGUUGAUGGUUUACUCUUUGACACCCAGACAGACGAGUUCAGUCAACUUGCUUAUGAUAUGCUCCAUGGUUGCUCGUUAUGCACCCCCUAUCUCAUACAAUUUUCUCAAUCUCAUUCGCCUUGGUUCCGACAAAACAACUGUAUUUGAACAGCGAAUGGGUAACAUUGAUAAGGCUGUCCCUUUCUUUGGAGACAAGUUUAACAGAAUCUUUCCACUCAUUAUGGUUAUAUACACCCUUUUGGUUGCAAGCAACUUCUUUGACAGAAUAUUUGAUUUUCUGGGAAGUUGGAAGAGGUAUAUUUUUAAAACUGAAGCUGAAGAUAUGGAUGGUUUUGACCCGUCAGGAUUAAUUAUCUUACAGAAAGAACGGACUUGGCUUGAACAAGGAUGCAAAAUUGGUGAGCAAGUAGUUCCACUAGCAAGGAAUUUCAAUGGUAUUGAUGUUGAAUCUACCAGCAGUCUGAUGGAAAAAAAUAGUGUUGAAAUGAGGGGAACUUCCAGUCUGACAAAUACAGAAAGAGAUGGAGGUCUUCCUAAAACUUCAAGGGAAGAGACUAGGAGAUAUACUUCUAGCAGGGAAUCCAUAAGCAGCAAGUAUGCUGCUUUCCGGCGGCAGAGCGAACAGGCAUCUAGAUAUAACUCCAAGAGGGAAGAGAAAAAUAUUGAGUCCAGUAAGGUUUCCUUGCUUGAUCACAGUGAUACUUCUCAUUCAGACAAUACAGCCGGAGUGUCAUCUGCGGGUUUGGCCUCGACAUGGCAAACAAUGAAGACAGGCUUUCGGAGUUUCAAGGCCAACAUGGGAGCCAGGGGGCUUUUACCCAUACACCAACCACUGGAAGGUAAGAUCAACCGUGCUUCCUCGUCGGAGUCCCUUGAUGAUAUCUUCCAAAGACUGAAACAGCCUUCAGCAGAGCAAGUUAUUCAUAACGAGGAGGAUUAAUUGGAAGCCAUAUACAAUAUUGGGAUUCCCAAGUCCAUAUUAUCAUGUAUAUUAAUGUGAAAGUGCUGCAUGAUGUUCUUACCAUUCUUUCUUUUUAAUCUUAGUUUAACCUUAGUCCUCUAGUGUAGCCUAAAGAAGGAAACAGAGUCCGCCAUACAGAAACUUGAACAGUAAUCAUAUAUAGAAGCCAUACUUGAAAAAUGUUCAAUUGUA
Molecule: messenger RNA, 2638 nt
Organism: Arachis stenosperma
Lineage: Eukaryota; Viridiplantae; Streptophyta; Magnoliopsida; Fabales; Fabaceae
Exons: 13
Coding region: 251-2425 (724 amino acids)
Cellular component (GO): membrane
Source: RefSeq, a predicted model, not a curated record